This is a messenger RNA of Pseudozyma flocculosa PF-1, 2652 nucleotides long. RefSeq lists its product as uncharacterized. Bases 1 to 2652 code for a protein of 883 amino acids. The record is from RefSeq and is a predicted model, not a curated record. The transcript has 4 exons. Lineage: Eukaryota; Fungi; Basidiomycota; Ustilaginomycetes; Ustilaginales; Ustilaginaceae.
AUGGCUUCGACUGCUAACGCCAGGCCACAGCCCUUCGCCAGCCAUGCAGGCGCAUCGACCGACAACGUCUCGCUCUGCGGCAGCACGGGCGGCCACGCCCCCGCCCUAGGUCCCAACUUCGACCUCGAGACCCUCCAGCGCAACAUUGCAGAGUCGAUCUUUGCCAAGGCCGAGCGGCAGCACCUCGUCGGCCACGGCUACCGCCACGACGCCGUCGUGCUGCGCGUGUCGCGCGAGUCGUACGUGGCCUACCCGCCCUCGGCCCGCGAUGGCGUCGCGAUGCAGUCGAUCCGCCGCCUCCGCUGCGAGGCUGCCGUCACGAUUUCGUCGGGUGUCGUUCAGGACGCCCUCGCCACCAUCCGGCCGGGCCAGAGCGAGCUGAUCCUCACCGAGCAGCAGCGCGUCCAGGUCGUCGACUCGCUCCAGUCGCUCUGGUCGUGCCGCAAGGCCCAAGGCGCCGCCUUUAUCAAGGCCGAGGGCAUCCUCAUCGUCUGGACCGAGGACGGCUCGCAGCUGCUCGACUCGGCCAGCCAGUUCCAGUCGCACGUCCUCCAGUACUUUGAGUCGGUGCGCCUCGGCACCUACAAGCGGCGCGGCCUGCCGGACGGCUUUGCCGAGCCAUUGCCGGGCAACGCUCCCAAGUACAGCCACCACCAGCGCUCGCCACUGUCCGAGAAGCCCAAGCGCGCCGGCAGCAAAGGGCACAGCAGCAGCGCCGCCGCCGCCGACGAGGACAAUGAAGACGACGAUGGCGGCGAAAGUGCGAGCCUGGUGAAAUCUUCCCAGCGGCCGGUCCGCUACCUGGCGCCGUUCCUGACGGGCAUGAGCCUCGGCCUGAACCUCCUCCUCAACGGCCUCCUCGUCCGCCAGGCGCUGAUCGUGUCGAUCAACUCGGGCAACUACCUCUAUCUCGUCUCCCUCGUCGCCGUGCCCUUCUCGAUGGCGCUGACCCAGUUCUUUACCGACAACAUCUUUGGCACGAUCGCGCAGAUUGUCGUGCCCUACGGCAACCUCAAGACCAACAGCCUGUACUACUCGGGCGUCAAGCCGGAGCCGCUCCCGCUCGACGUCGAGCUGCCGUCGAUGACGGUGCAGAUGCCCGUGUACAAGGAGGCCCUCGAUUCGGUCAUUGCGCCGACGAUCCUCAACCUCAAGCGGGCCAUCCGCACCUACGAGCUGCAGGGCGGCAAGGCCAACCUGGUCGUCUGCGACGACGGCAUGCAGCUCAUCGACGAAGACGAGCAGCAGGCCCGCCGCGACUUUUACGAGAUCCACGGGUGCGGCUGGGUGGCCCGGCCCGGCCACAAGAAGAACGGCUUCCUCCGGCCCGGCCGCUUCAAAAAGGCCUCGAACCUCAACUUCUUCAACGACUUUAGCUACCACGUCUCGGACCAGCUCCAGUCGGGCGAGGCGGAGACGUACGACGCGGCCUUCCAGGCGGCCCUCGACGCGCGCAACGGCAUCGCCUGGGCCGCCGGCGACGUCCGCCUCGGCGAGUACCUCUUGAUCAUCGACUCGGACACGCGCGUGCCCGAGGACUGCUUCCUCGACGCCGCCAGCGAGCUCGAGCGGUCGCCCGAAGUGGCCAUCCUCCAGCACUGCUCCGGCACGAUGCUCAUCGCCGACCACUUUUUCGAGAACAUGAUGGGCUUCUUUACCGACGUCAUCAACUGGUCCAUCUCGUGGUUCGUCUCGAGCGGCGCCACGGCCCCCUUUGUCGGGCACAAUGCCUACCUGCGCUCGUCGGCGCUGCGCGAGGUGUCGUACCGCGACCCGCAGACGGGCCAGCUCAUCACCUGGUCCGAAAACACCGUGUCCGAGGACUUUGACAUCUCGCUCCGCCUGCAGCUGCGCGGCUACGUGAUCCGCUGGGCGACCUACUCGAACCUGGGCUACCUCGAGGGCGUCUCGCUCACGCCCAGCGACGAGCUCAACCGGUGGCAAAAGUACGCCUUCGGCUGCAGCGAGCUGAUCCUCAACCCGUUCCGCCUGUGGCCCAAGCGCGGGCCCAUCACGACCCUCUUUUGGACGUUUCUCACCAGCGACUGCGCCAUGAGCCAAAAGGUCAACGUCGCCUCCUACAUGCUCAGCUUCUACGCGCUCGCCGUCAGCUGCCCUUUCACCAUCGGCAUGUUCCUCGUCAUCGGCCUGCUCGGCGACGAGGUCCGCGGCUGGCUCGUCGACUCGUUCCAGAUCUGGCUCUCGCUCCUCGUCGUCUUCCAGGUCGGCGGCACCACCGCGCGCCUCCUCUGCCACGUCCGCUCCCAGCGCAGCGACCUCCGCACCGAGUUUGUGCGCCAGGUCAAGUACAUCCUCCCCCUCGUCGUCUUCUUUAGCGGGCUGUCGUACCACAUCCUUCUCGCCGUCGUCGCACACCCGUUCGAGUACAAUAUGACGUGGAGUGCGACGGUCAAGGAGUCGGAGGAAUCCAACUUUUGGGAAGAGAUCCCAGAGAUCCUCGCACGCUACUGGCACUGCUACCUGCUCAUGGGCGCCUUCCUCGCCCUCAUGCUCGUGCUCGGCACCGGCGUCCUGCCCCAGGAGUGGUGCAUCUACGGCAUCAACCUGUACUGGCCGGGAGCCAUGACCAUCUUUGGACACGUGUUCUACCCCAUCUUGCUGUCGCCCGGGCUGAUGAAGCUGGCGUUCUGA